Molecule: messenger RNA, 828 nt
Organism: Striga hermonthica
Lineage: Eukaryota; Viridiplantae; Streptophyta; Magnoliopsida; Lamiales; Orobanchaceae
Source: the annotation of a GenBank genome assembly
AUGGAGUUAGCCAUUGCCCCCUUCCACUUGAGUACAGCUAAUGUCAAGAAAGGUCCAUGGUCACCUGAAGAAGAUGCAAAGCUUAAACAAUUCAUCGACAAAUUCGGCACCGGUGGGAAUUGGAUUGCUUUGCCUCAAAAAGCCGGGCUGAAGAGAUGUGGAAAGAGCUGCAGACUGAGGUGGCUUAAUUAUCUGAGACCUAAUAUAAAGCAUGGAGAGUUUUCAGAUGAAGAAGAUAGAAUAAUAUGCACUCUCUAUGCAAGCAUUGGAAGCAGGUGGUCAAUCAUAGCAGCUCAAUUACCGGGGAGAACUGACAAUGAUAUCAAGAACUACUGGAACACAAAGCUCAAGAAGAAACUCAUCAUGGGCAUAAACAAUAAUAAUCCUAUUUCCAAAUUUAUCCCACGCCCCCCAUUCUCACCCCAAAUUGCAUUUCAGCCCCAACUUCCUCCUCAUCACCCUCCUCUAUCCAGCUUGCAGGAACAAAAUCACAAUUAUCAUCACAUUCACACCCCAUUCUAUUUUCACUCGAACCCCCAAAACCUAACUUUCAUGCCCCCCAACAAUGGUGAAUUUGCACAGCCCACCACAUUUUUCCAGCAAAUUCAAGAUUGUACCAAUUUCAACACCAGCAAUUUGCUUGUCUUCGGGGGGAACAAUGAACCGAGCUGUACCUCAUCGUCCGAGGGGAGCGGCUGUAAUAAAAUGGGCUGCGGCCCGAAAGCCGUGAAACAAGAAGAUCUAAUGGCGGGCCUUGAUUAUCCGGGCUUUCUUGCAGAAAAUUACCAAAAAGAGGUCCCAUUAGAGUUGACUUGUGCUCUUAGGUAA